ACAAAGCCGCUGGUUUUGCGUUUGACUUUUGAUUUCGUUCCGUCUUUGCAUCUUUCUCAACGGCUGUUUUCUCAAAAUUGUGCCGCAAAACUAUUUCCAUCCAGAAUUUAAUUGAAAGUUCUUCAAUAUAAAGUGAUAAAAUGGCUCUAAUAAUCAAUAAUGAUAUGCUGGAAAAGUUGUCGCACGAGAUUCAAGAAAUCCGCGUUCGGGCUCUGCAUGACAUCGAAAACAAGCUGAAACGAGGGCUGUGGGAAGAGCAGGACAUUAAAUUCCGGGCCACUUCAGUGAUGAAGGCGCUGAUCCGUUGGUUCGGCCACGUUCCCAUUUGCGAGGAGACGACAGUGCUGGAGCUGAUUUCGCUGCUUCUUAAUAGUCAAUUUGGUCCAGCAAUUGUACACCAUUUUACGAGUAAGCGUCUUAUAACAGAAAUGGGAAAAGUAAAAUAUCUAAUAGGUAUGAAACCGGAACUUGCCGAACUCGUGGACAAUAUUAUCCACAUAGUGAAAGAUUGCCAGGUCAAUGAUGCGACAAGAAAUGCCGAAAGUAUAGCCAACAGUUUAGCAAGUCUAAAAAUUGAAUGCAUCGAUCUGACAGAUUCUCCCCGACAAAGUUUCGGCACGGUUCAAGAUAGAGGUCCGCAUUACUACACUAACUGUUGGGAAGUUCCACUAGCACCGGAUGCAAAGGUUUUCAAAGAUCUUAACGGUUCACUGGAUCCCCAUGGAGACGAAACGGCCAUCAAGCACGCAUUUAGCUAUUUGACAAGGUCAAUCAAUGACUAUCCCCCGGAAUUCUUCCUGCAACCACCGUACGUGUUCCAUUCUUUGCUGCAGUUGUUGGAAGCGAGGCGAGCCAGAUUAACCACAACCAUCGAAAUGUUUCAUCGUUUGACUAUUUCGGUCCAAAAACGAUUGAAAUCCUUUCAAUUGACCAGUAUGUACAUCUACAAGGAUCCCAAAACUGAAUGUCCGGAAGAGACCAGGCGUGUUCAAAUCUCCGUACCGGCUUUCGUGCAUGAGCUUUGCAUAAUGGGUAUCAACCGAUUGAAAGAGGUUUCCGACGACAUUGAUGUUCAGGUAUCUAACAAAAUCUUCAAUCUGCUCCACGAAUUGCUUGAAUUGGUGCAAAUGCACUCGUUGGAAGAUUUCCAGGUCCGUGAAAUUCGUCACGAGCUUGGUUACCUGGCAAAGCACUUCCGUCAGAAUUGGGAGUCCAAUAGUAAAAGUUUCGCUUCCCGGACAAAAUACCUAGUAACGAUCAGUAUUCUUUCGCGAUUCCUUCAAAUCGCACGCGACACACAAUCGCCAGAGCCUCCCGAACAGGCCACCCUUUCUAACGACACUUGCUUUCCGCACAAACCCCACUACAACCCGGCAGAGUUCGAAACCAUCAACUCAACCAACCAAAGGCGAACCAUCGAAGAUCAGGACCAAAACUGGCUCCAUGAGCUCCAGUUGGCGGCUCUAGAUUACCCGAUGAGGCACAUAUACCCCGCGAUCUACGCUCCCAUACUGGAACUGGCUCUGCGAUCUGGUAACACCCGUAAGCUGCAAGUUCUCCUCGGCGCCGACGAAAUUCUGGCUCCGGCAGUGGCCAUUUUGAGACAACCAUCGACCAUGUCCGACGAAGAGCUCGUUAUGAAUGGGCUUAAUGCCGUCGAUACGCUUCACUUGCAUCGAUCAACAGCAAUAAUUAAACUCUUGGUUCGAGCUGUGGGAAAAUGUCACGAUCUGUUCGAGGGAAACUACAAACUUCGGGAUGCUGCCGAGAAACUGGUGCUACGAUUGCUCUCCCAUUCGGAUGAACGAAUUAAAAGUACUGCCUACGACCAAUGCAAUGCCGUCAUGAAAGAUUACAUCAGUUCACUCGACGAGGGAGCCAUUCUGAGCCACCGGAAAGGAGUGACCAAGUUGGGACAAGGAAAGCUAGCAUCGCUUGGCAUUCCGCUAUCGGUGGAAAUUCUUGUGGAAGUUAUAUGCUUUGGAUUCUGCAGCGCCAACAGAAAGAUCAAACAACAAGCGGAAACCAUCCUCCUGUUUGUGCUCAACUCGCGCUCAUUCUUACUCGAUCGAUGGAACGAUCUUUUGGACAUCAUAGUCCCGGUGCUACCGUUCCUGCAAACAGCAGGCAUAGUGAAAUCGCAAUCGACGCUUUCGCGAGCAAUAUUCGCUCUGUUGCAUCCAGACUCUCAACUUUCUGCCACAGACCUUAUGCGAGGAAACCUACGAUAUCUUUUCCAGGACGAUGCCGAUAUUCGCGAAGAAGCCCUAACCCGAGUGCUGUUUCUCAUGAGCGUGGCCCCGAAUGCACACCAAUACUCGCCCAACAUAGAGCACAUCCGGGACACGUUGUCCAACGCCAUUUGUUUGACAAAGUCCCGGUACGACGUUGCCAAGCACCUUUCCUCGGAUGUGUUCGAAGUGAGUGCCGUCAGGCCGCUGUUGGAUACUCUGGUGCAGGAAAGUUCUGAUCCCGGGAUUCGGCGAAGCGCUCUGGUUCAACUGAAUGCUAUGGCCGAGGAUCCCGUCCUGUGCGAGAUCAUUCACAAAGCCAACGGAUGGGCGUUUGUGCUGCAGGUGCUGGACAAUGCCUUGCGCGAGCAGCACUUCCUCGACUACCCGGAUAGUGCGGUGCCAGCAGUAGGGAUUCUGACGAAGCUUUGUUUCGCCAUUCCGGAAUUUCGGAGGUUUUUGGCGGAUGAUGUCAAUGUGUACUAUUUGAUUGUGCGAGCAUUGUUGAGUUUUCAUCAUUUGCCAAUUUUUAAACCGGAUUGCUGUUCGUUGCUGUUUCUGUUACUGUUUAGCGAAUAUACUUUGGGAAGUGGGAAAACCAUUUCACUUCCGGCAGUUUGUCAGCAUUAUAAAGUCCCGUUUCUUUGCGAGUACCACUGGAAGUACAGUCCGUUCAAUGAGUUGAGCUACUUGGAAGAGAUUUUCGUGGACGUAGCAAGAGAUGAUCAACAAAUAGCUAUGGAAGGUAAUACCAUUCUACGGUUUAGUAGACCAUGUGGGAUAGAGUGUGCAACUUCUCGAUUGCAACAAGUAGAUGUGGACGAGUCAGGAGAUAUGAAUCAUACUGCGGAGACCAUGGCCUAUUUGGAGAGUUAUCGCCAGGUCGCUUGGCAGUUCUUGCGGCUGUCGUUCGCAAGUCAAUGGUUCGAUGCUUUUGAAAAUGUUAUGAUAAACGCCAAACGAUCGCGCCAAACUCUCAAUUCCAGCAAAGAUGAAAUCCAGCUUGUGGAUUACAACGUACUUCCACCUCAUUUGGUGUCCCCGAAGCAGAAUGAUGACGAAGAUGGAGUGAUCGUACUGGACGAUGGCUCUCUGGAAUUUGAUCGAGCUCUUCACCUCACCAAGCAGGACUUGAACAUGAUUCGGACGUCUCAAACGGAGGAAAUUUUUCGCAACAGUUUGAAGGCUAUAGCGUCAGCGACUUCCCACGCUGAAGUAUCUAUUGGGCUGUCGGGGCUCGAAAGCAACCUGAUAUUGCCAAUGAAGGAGCAAAUAUUACACAAUUCUAUUGUAAAACAUCUGAAAAAGUUUAUUCUGACUCCACCCAACACUCCAGCCGAUGAACAGUUGCUCAUCGAUGUGUUCAGUCUACUGGGAGAUCUGAUCCAAAUCGGUUACGAGAACGUUUUGGUGUGGAUUGUGACACUUUUAUUUGAGCAAACCAGCAUUUUCAUUCAACUGCUCAAAUCGGAAACGUGUUCUGAGGAACUGUUCAUGAAGAACGUAGACUUUAUCCAAAUAGUUUUGCAAGCAGCUCUUGCUUGUGAAAAUCCAAACGUGACGAGUCUGCUUAUCAACGAAGAAGGUUUUCAGAUGAAGGUGAAAAAAGAGCACAAUUUCAACUUGUUAAAUCGACUUCUGGAAAUUAUAACGAAUCGUCUGGACAGCGAUCUACAAAAGUGCCACAUUGGAAAUGUCCUUUCAUUGAUCAGUUUAGCAAGGGUGAUCGCACUCAGUGAAUUGAUCGAAUUUGAGAACAAAUUUCUCAACCACCUCGUCAACAAGUUGUGUUCGUAUAUUGCCCGUAUCGGAAUGCUCACCUACUCAGGGUCAACGAUAAUCAAAAAUUGCCUGAUGGUAAUGUCGUUGCUGCUGGAUCGAAUGCGAGAAGUUCAUCUAAAAUCCAAACACUUCAAGGUGAUCGCCUCGCAGUGCAGCCACACGAGUAUACUGAUUCGAUCGUGUGCCUGGAACGUACUCGCAAAGAUUGCCAAAUUUCUGUCGGGCUCGCAUUCGAUCAUCAAGGAGUGUGUCUAUCUGCCCGGUGGAAUGCACGCGUGCUGUAUAAAAACAAUUCUGGACCCGGAGGAAGCUAGUUUGGUCAAAGAGGCUGCAGCUGGACUGCUGAUAAAUCUACUAUCGCACAAGGGGGACAAAGGCGAACCCCUGCACAAGUAUGUAACACCGUGUGACAAAGUGUCCGCCAACGUGAAGGAUGCAGACGCCACAGAAACACUUUUCACGGUGUUACGGAAGCACAGAUUUUUCGAGCAUUCUUUGGAGUCACUGCAAAACUUCGUCACACGCGACGAAAUGGAAGUGGGAGAAUUCGAAGGUAUUCAGAUGGUGACCUGUGACGUGGUCAAAAGUUACAGCAUGAUCUUUUCCUGUUUGAUCGACUUGGCGCCGGGGUUGAUCGACCAUCUGCUCGAGAAGUGCUGCUUGCAGCGUUUGAUGAAUUGCGUUUCCAACGUUCCUCUGCACCCGGGAAAAUCGGCACUUCUAAUGGUAUCGGAAGUGUGUAAUCUGUUGUUGCGGUGCCUCCCAUACAAGGAGGAAGAAAUCUGCGAGCUGAUAUCACCCUAUCAAGCGGUUAUCGGUGGGAUAAUUUAUCUGUUGAAUGAAGAUUUGUAUGAAAACUACGAUGAACGCGUACUGCGUGAGGUCACCGGUAACAUUAUGCAGCUGCUGAAUGCGAUGGUUGUGAAUAAGAUUGGCAAUCAGCUUAUAACGGGUGUACUGUCGGAGUUGAAACUGGAACCCUUGAUGAGAUUGAUAAUCCGCGGAAUAUCCAAUCAUAAACAAAAAGAACACCAAAUAGCAUGCCUUCGGUUUCUCACUUUGCUGAUGCUAUCAUCGGAAACUAACACUACCUCGGUUUGCGAUUUCCAAUCCUUCCUAAAUCUCAUGGAAACAACUCCUUUCCAUCAGCCAGCAUGUGUUCCAACGGAAACCUCAAAAUCCGCCCAGAAGUUGCGCUGCUUGUCCGAUAACUUCUGUCUCGAUGACGAAGACGAUCGAGAAAAUCAGGAUCCCAACGGAUUACGAAAACGCCUAACAAUAUCCUCGAAACAGAACGAAACGCAAACCAUUCUAACUGGCAGCGAAUGCAUGUUCGCAGCAUUGAUGGAGCAGUUUCGGAUUGCAUGUUUGAAGGACAAACCGGAGAAUGGCGCACUUGUGUCCACUCUGCAGAAACGUACUCUUUUCUCAGCAAUUCAGGUCAUGUUGCGCCAAUCGGAAAGGGCAAGGAAGGUAGCCCGAACGAGUAAGUUCCUGGAAAUGGUGCUCGAUCGCUUAGAGGCCAUGUACAGUGGAAUUGGCAUCAAUUAUCAGACCUUUGUGAAGAAAUACGGCGAAGGGCGAAAAGCUCCGGUCGUGGAAGAGCUUACCUUCAUCGCGGGAAUUUUGUCGGCGUGGUUCAUCCAGGACAUUCUGGUCCACCAGGCCAACAUCAACUACAUAUGUCGGCUAUUGCUGCAAUACUGGCCGUGGAUCAGCAGCAACCGUGAACUGGAGAUAGCCUUCAUGAAAGCGUUAGUGUGCCUUACCGAAAAUUCGAUUGUGGUUUGUAAAAGCCUUUGCAUACCUCAUGCCGCUCAUCCCCACUCCAUAUUGAAGCUUACGAUAGCCUCAGUUACUGCCGAAACGGGUAAGGUAAAGGGACCUAAAGCGGAAUUGACCUUGCUGCGGCUCUACUUGAGGGUUCUUAUGAACUGUUGUUCCUGCCAUGAAGGCCGCAUCAUGAUCACCAAGUUCAACGUGCUGGACAAUGUGAGCAAAUUGCAUCCGGUGGUUACGAAAUUGCAGAAACCGUGGAUCACGGUUACCAAGCUGUGGGUGGAGUUCUGGGAACUCUACAGCCGUCACAACGAUGUCAGCGAUGUCAAACAUCUCACGGUUUUGGGGGCGCUCAUUCGUAAGUCCACGCCCGAGUUGCGACGCUUCUCGCUAGAGAUAAUGCGCAACAUGUCGUUUGUCAACAACAACCGCCCGGCCUUGCUCGCUUCCCAGGACUACAUGUACGCACUGAAAGACGUCCUCGAUGGCACGGAUUCGACCGAGCAGCUACUUGUGGUAAGUUCUAUUUGGAAAAUGAUUGCCAACAAUUUCAAAGGCAAAGCUGCCAUUAAGAGUAGUCCCAUACCGAGGCGAUUGAACGCUUUGCUCAGACAGCGGUCUCUGCUGGACCGGUGCGAAGAUGAUGAUCUCUUCAAUGUGCUUACAAUAGUGGUAAAUCUCUUGAAUGCAUAACAACUAGUUUUUAGGAUCGAUUUAGAUUUUAUUAACGCUUCUCGUUACAAAAUAAUACAACUGUACAGUUAAAUGAA
This is a messenger RNA of Aedes albopictus (Asian tiger mosquito), 6562 nucleotides long. It is a transcript of the gene ana3, whose product is annotated as protein rotatin homolog. Gene Ontology annotation, biological process: ciliary basal body organization; centriole-centriole cohesion; centriole replication. Lineage: Eukaryota; Metazoa; Arthropoda; Insecta; Diptera; Culicidae. Bases 141 to 6485 code for a protein of 2114 amino acids. Gene Ontology annotation, cellular component: centriole; centrosome; ciliary basal body. The record is from RefSeq and is a predicted model, not a curated record. The transcript has 9 exons.